Messenger RNA from Tachysurus fulvidraco (yellow catfish), 2381 nucleotides. RefSeq names its product cationic amino acid transporter 2 family protein. The transcript is spliced from 12 exons. NCBI's taxonomy places the organism in Eukaryota, Metazoa, Chordata, Actinopteri, Siluriformes, Bagridae. Gene Ontology annotation, cellular component: plasma membrane. The record is from RefSeq and is a predicted model, not a curated record. Gene Ontology annotation, molecular function: amino acid transmembrane transporter activity. Bases 147 to 1970 code for a protein of 607 amino acids. Gene Ontology annotation, biological process: amino acid transport; transmembrane transport.
ACACACACGCACGCACGCACGCACACACGCACGCACACACACACACACACACACACACACACACACACACACACACACACACACACACACACACACACAAAGCCACACCUUCAGACGCAGCCCACACUGCACUCUGAGCCCUCAGGAUGCCUUGCUCUAAGGUGCUCUCCUUCCUGAAGAGUCUGACUCGGGUGAAGCCGUUGGAGCCGGAUGGCGAGAGCUCUGAAUUCCGCCGCUGCUUGACCACGCUGGACCUGGUGGCACUGGGAGUGGGCAGCACGCUGGGUGCAGGCGUCUAUGUGCUCUCGGGUGAGGUGGCACGCACCGUGUCUGGCCCCAGCAUCAUCGUCUCCUUCUUCAUCGCCGCUGUGGCGUCCGUGUUCGCCGGGCUGUGUUACGCCGAGUUCGGUGCCCGUGUGCCCAAAACAGGUUCUGCGUAUCUGUACAGCUACGUGACUGUGGGUGAAGUCUGGGCCUUCAUUACAGGAUGGAACCUGCUGCUGUCUUACGUCAUAGGGACGUCCAGCGUCGCCCGAGCUUGGAGCGGAACGUUCGAUGACCUCAUCGGGAACGUCAUCGAUACUUACUUGAGGAAGAACGUAGCCAUGGACUUACCAGGACUCGCUCCUUACCCAGACUUCUUUGCAGCCGCACUCAUUAUGCUUCUGGCAGGUAUCCUCGCUUUUGGAGUGAAGGAGUCAGCGAUCGUCAACAAGAUCUUCACUGCCGUAAACGUGCUGGUGCUGCUGUUCGUCAUCAUUUCUGGCUUCAUUAAAGGUGACCUUAAAAACUGGAAGCUGACCGAGGAGGAUAUCUUCAAUUUCACCACAUCUACAAACCCAAACAGCACCACUGACAUGCCCAAUUUGGGCAUUGGAGGAUUUUUCCCUUUCGGGUUUGAGGGCACGUUGGCCGGAGCUGCGACCUGCUUCUAUGCUUUUGUAGGAUUCGACUGUAUCGCCACGACAGGUGAGGAGGUUCGUGACCCUCAGAAGUCCAUCCCCGUGGGUAUCGUGGCGUCGCUCCUGAUCUGUUUUCUGGCUUAUUUUGGUGUUUCUGCCGCUCUCACGCUCAUGAUGCCGUACUACCAGCUGAGUAUCCAGAGCCCGCUCCCUGUGGCCUUCACACACGUGGGCUGGGACCCGGCGAAGUACGUGGUGGCCGUCGGGUCUCUGUGUGCACUCUCUACUAGUUUGUUGGGUUCGAUGUUCCCGAUGCCGCGUGUCCUGUUCGCCAUGGCGCGAGACGGACUCCUCUUCAAACCCCUGAGUAGAAUGAGCUCCAGACAGAGUCCCGUCAUCGCCACGCUCUCAUCAGGACUCGUGGCAGCCAUCAUGGCGCUUGUGUUCGACCUGAAAGCUCUGGUGGACAUGAUGUCCAUUGGCACUCUGUUUGCCUACACGCUGGUGGCCAUCUGCAUCCUCAUCCUCAGAUACAAAGCAGAUUCGGACAAGCCGAGUGAGAAGAAAUGGAGUUUAAUACGACCGCCAUCUUCACCUACAGCCACCAGCUCUAAAGUCAUCUCCAUACUGACCAUCAUCAUCCUCGUGGUGGUAGUAGCUCUCAGUGUGAUUCUGACGAAGGGGGUUGAGUCUGGCCUGGUGGAUACAUGGUGGAUGAUUUUGAUCAUCUGCGUACUCGCGUUGUUUUUACUCACUGCUGUAGUCAUCAUCUGGAGACAACCACAGAGCAACAGCAAGGCUGCCUUCAUGGUUCCUCUGGUGCCGGCGCUUCCCAUCCUCAGUGUUUUUGUCAACAUUUAUCUGAUGGUUCAGCUGGGAGGAGAGACGUGGAUCCGGUACGCAGUGUGGAUGGCGAUAGGGCUGCUGAUCUAUUUUGGCUACGGUGUUUGGCACAGCGUCCAGAAGAUACGAGACGAAUCUCCUCAUCACAUUGAGCCCAAUACCAUCUGCGCCCAGGUGGAAGAAACCAAGAAAGACAAUGUUUCUCUGCGACAAAGCAAACUCUAAAGUUUUCCCAGAUCUCCACCCGAGCCUUAUUAAUACUGACCCAAAAUAAACAUAUACUCUAUAACAUUAUACGAUAAAUAAAAAACAGAAAAGAAACGUUCUUGAACGAGUCAUCCAAAAAAGUCCUUAUGAAUAUUAUACACAUAACACUUUUAUAGACUAUGUUUUUACGAUGCCAUGUUCUGUAAAGUAAUUUAAUAUUUCAGAUGAUGAAAUGCUGACUAAAGUACUGAAUGUGGACAUAUUUGAUUGUUAGCUCCCGUUUAUGAUAAUAUGUAAAUAGGUUUAUUUACUUUUUAGUUCUUUUCAGGAAAACAAUGUUAAACAUUUACAUGAGAUAUAUAAUCAUUCAAGGUCAUGUAUUUUAAUAUUCUUUUAUUGUAACUCUAAUAAAAUUGAUAUUUUUCUUCA